Vidua chalybeata is the source of this 4309-nucleotide messenger RNA. RefSeq names its product arkadia (RNF111) N-terminal like PKA signaling regulator 2N (gene ARK2N). Lineage: Eukaryota; Metazoa; Chordata; Aves; Passeriformes; Viduidae. The coding region runs from base 202 to 1512 and encodes 436 amino acids. The record is from RefSeq and is a predicted model, not a curated record. Gene Ontology annotation, biological process: ubiquitin-dependent protein catabolic process. The transcript has 6 exons. Gene Ontology annotation, molecular function: ubiquitin protein ligase activity.
CCCGCGGCUCCGGCUCCUCCGGCCGCCCAUGCCCCGGCCGCUGCUCCCGCCGGGGAGGCCGCGAGGGGCCCAGCCUCGCACAGCGGCUUUUGAAUUCGUGUGAGCUGUUGGAGGGUACCCUUUGGAAAAAAAAAACAAGGGGUGCAAGGGCUCCAGUUGUGCGUUUCUCCGGGGGUUUCUUUGCGUCUUUGUUUACCUUGGAUGGCUGCUGCAUUGCUGGAGACCACAUCUAGCUCACCCAGCCUCCUAGACAACGUGCUCAAUGCUUUGAGACUGGAAGGACCUUGCUCUGCAAUGAAGAUGGAGGCAGCAGGAAAAGCAGAAGAACUUGUUGAUUCAGAAAUUCCACCUCAGACAUCUGAAAAGCAAGACACUGCUCCUGAUGAAGACAGGCCUAUAGAACUCGAGACACAGCCUCAGAAGGACGGCGUGCCCGCUGCAGCAGACUCUGCGGUGCUCUCUUCCAUGCCUUGCUUGCUGAUGGAACUGAGGCGGGACUCCUCGGAGUCUCAGCUGGCGUCUACGGAGAGCGACAAGCCAGCAGGUGGCCGAGUUUAUGAGAGUGACUCUUCUAACCACUGCAUGCUUUCCCCUUCCUCCAGUGGGCAUUUGGCCGACUCAGACACGCUGUCUUCCGCAGAGGAGAACGAGCCCUGCCAAGCUGAAGCUGCCGCGGAGGGAGACCCUUCGGCAGUGUCCGGGGCUGCGGUCGGGAGGAAAUCCAGGAGAUCCAGGUCUGAAAGUGAGACUUCAACAAUGGCUGCCAAGAAAAACCGACAGUCUAGCGAUAAGCAGAACGGCCGAGUUGCCAAGGUGAAAGGUCACCGGAGCCAAAAGCACAAAGAGAGGAUCCGGCUCCUGAGGCAGAAGCGGGAGGCGGCUGCUCGCAAGAAGUACAACCUGCUGCAGGACAGCAGUACCAGCGACAGUGACCUGACGUGUGACUCCAGCACGAGCUCGUCAGACGAUGAUGAAGAGGUUUCAGGGAGCAGCAAGACAAUCACUGCAGAGAUACCAGAUGGACCCCCUGUUGUGGCUCACUAUGAUAUAUCAGACACAAACUCAGACCCAGAAGUGGUAAAUGUGGACAAUUUGUUGGCGGCUGCAGUAGUUCAAGAGCACAAUAAUUCUUUAGGAAAUCAAGACUCAGGAUCUGCCUGGAGAACCAGAGGGCUGCUGAACGAAAUGAGUGCUGAUACAGGUCGUUUGGAUCCAGGCUUCCUUGCAGGUGACAAAACCUCUUGUGGUAAUGCCCAGGCCAAUGAAGAAAUUAACAUUGCCUCUUCUGAUAGCGAAGUAGAGAUUGUUGGAGUUCAGGAACAUGCCAGGUGUGUGCAUCCCAGGGGAGGGGUGAUCCAGAGCGUGUCCUCCUGGAAGCGCGGCUCGUCGUUCGGGAGCGCCCAGCCCGCGCAGCCAUGGACAGCAGUGGCUCCCCAGCAGAACUGGUCCUCGCCCCCAGAAGUGGUGGACCUCACUCUGGACGAGGACACCAGGCGCAAAUACCUCCUGUAAGGCCCUGUCACUGUGCUCUGGCCCCCUCCCCUGCUGCCCUCCCUGGCAACAGAAGUUCAGUGGUUAAACCAUCACCUCCAGAGGCCCCGUCCUUGGCACCAAGAAACCCAAACCCGCGGCGUUUCUCCACGUCCACAGGAAUGUAGUCUGAUUUCAGUAUCACUUCAAAUGGCUUUGCCUUCUCCGAGGAGGAUUACUGCCCAGAAUUAACAGCACCAAAUCUAGAACACAUCUGCAGUUACUAACGUGUGCGUGUAUAUCUAACGAAAUAACUGCGUGCAAACUUGCGUCCUCCCACCCUCCCCACCUCCCAGCUCCAGGACUUUUUUUAAUUUAUCAGUAUCUUGAGUUUGUUAGUAGAAGUUAGUGUGUUGCUGUGUGAGCAUCGGUGAUUUUAAGAAAUGCUGUGUCCUCACCAAUUUCAGCGGACCUGGGGGGGGGUAUUCAACACUUCCAGUUUGGGCCAGGAGUAUUUUUACCCUAGCUGAUUUGGUUAUGCCACCAGCAGGAGGGAUUGUCUUUAAUGCAAAUGGCCCGUAACAAAUGCACUGAACAGCUUUAAUUAAAACAUUUUUAUUUUCAAUGUAACUUAUAGUUUAUACUCUUCAGUGCUGAGUCUUCUGUCCACUUGGCUACUGUGUUUCGCUGGUCAAUUCCCACAGCUUGAAAUGGCUAAAAUAGUAAUAGUAGUGACAUAGGAACAGCUGAACAUUGCAAAAGCACAGGAAAAGGUAAUAAAAAGGCCCAGCAUCCCUCUCCUUUUUAAUUACAGCUGAACUUCUUUACCUCUAUCUGAGUUUCACCUGGAGUAGAUGAAGGAGAGGAAUUAAAUGUUUUAAUCACAGUCCCAAUCUCUACUGCUGCUUGUUUGUGUCAUUCACCAUCUCAGAAAAUAAAAAACAAAUCCCAAGCAAAUUCCAAAGCUCCAUCCUGGCAAAGGGGUGUUCAGCUGGGACCUGUUCCUUUGUGGGGCCACUCAAGUGCUUAAAAACUCUGUCCUGAAAGAUGUUGCAGGAUCGGGGUCAGAAACUAAGGUUGUGGUUUUUAACUUUUUUUUUUUUUUGUUAAACUAGUAAUCUUCACCAUUUCCCUGGCUUUCAAUCAUGCCUCUCAUGCUAGUUUUGGAAAUGCCAAGAUUCAGGAAACACUUUCUACCAGAGUAUUUACCAAAAUCAGUGGAACGACUCAUUUUAGCAGGCUGCAGUUUCUGUGGUGUAUAUGGAAAUUCCUGCCCCUUGUCCGUCAUUUUGAGCCUUUCCCAAGGCAAAAACCAAAGAUUAGACUUUAACAAUAUGAUAUUAUUCACUUUAAAUGUCUAUUGUGCAAUUAAAACAUUCCUUCAUAUUCCAGAUGUUUCUAUUGGGAAUUUUGUACAGCUCUGACAUUAGAUUUUUUACUAUUUAAGGCUGAACAGGCGUGGUCAGGACAUGGGAAGUUCUGCUUUCCUUUCAUGUCAGCUGGCUUUCAAAAUUUAAUUGGCUUCCUUUAAUUUUAUCUGUGGGCAAAAUAAAAAAAAUUAAAAUAGAGUUGCCUGUGUUGUCACAUAAAGGAAAAACAGCCCAGCAGGGGGGUAUCGUUAGUAACAAACAUCUGUUUCUCCCAUAAGCAGAACAGUUCAUGCUGCACUUUACAGAGCAGCUAGGUAAGGAUUGAUAUUCCCAUUUCCAGCUUUCUAGAGCAUUGAACAUAACUGUCUUGCAUGGCCAGAAAAAUAUCUCUCAUGUUUUUAGUGACCAAUUCCUUUCUGUGGGAGGGAGGGAGGGGAGCACGGAUGGAUCCUGUUGGCCCCGCAGCAGGGAAGGGCCCCGUGCUGCUCUGCCCAUCCUUUCUCCUCGUGUUUCCAUCAGCUGUGGGCUCGCACACCUGCUGUACAGGUAACUUUGGAACAGCCACCUCCUGUGGCUGCUUCUUCCCGUUUCACAGAGUCUCCUGAAGAUUGGUUGUGAAGAAAGCUGCAGGGACCCCGUUUGCAGUCCUUCCGUGAAAAAAAUGCAAACUUAUCUCUCCUUGUUUUUCAGUUUGUAUAUGAUGUGACUUCCACGUGUACAUAAAAACAACUGCCUCCUAACCAAACUUCCUCCAAUUGUGCACUGUGUUUGUUUAAACAGCUCAUGUAUGGUAGUCCGAUGCAGGUUUUCUUUUAUUUAAAACACUAUGUAUUUUCUCUUAACAAGUUUCAAGGCUAGUGAUCUGACAAAAGCAAUCACUGGAUAUAGGUAGGAAAUAGUUUGGUUUUGUUUCUUUCUUUUUUUUUUUUUUUUUUUUUUUAAUUUUUUUUAAACUUCUGUUUUUUAAAAAGAGCAAAAAUGUGCCUGCGUGGUUUUUGCUCUUCUCAGCAGGAAAGAGAAAAGUUAGCCAUUGUAUGGCUGUGAACCAGUGCACUUGGGGCCUGGUCCAGAACCCACUGGGGUCAGUCUGGGGCUGCCUAUUGACCUCAGUGUGCAUUGGCUCAAGCCCUUCAGGGUUUAGCAGUUUUCCUGAAUUGCUGGAGUGUGAACUUGGAAUCUUCUGUAGUGAAGACAAAUCAUUGCUCAGAAUAUAAAUGUUUAAAAUGUGCGGCUCUAGUUAAAAAUAAGAUUUGAUUCUUCUCGACACUCACAAUUUAGUUCUCAUUUUCCAUCUAGUAUUUAAUGGUCUUUGGAGAGAAAUAAUAAUAAAACAGAGUGUUAUAUAUAUAUAUAUAAAUAUAUAUAUUUUUGGUGCAAGAUGAGACCUUCUGUUUUUUGAAACAAGUCUGUAGCAUAAAGGUUAAACUAUUUUAAGACGAAAUAAAAUAGAGUGUAUUAUUUAAACAAUA